UCAGCACUCAGCAGAGAAGCAUGGAAUACGCGAGGUGAAGUAGUGUACGCAUGUGGGACGCACGUGACCAUUGAACACGUAAGCCGUUUGCGGCGACGGCGGAAGAAGCUUCGAAUGCCGUAUUAUUCGAGGUUAAAUAAGGGUGUCGUCGUUUUCAGAGCAGUUGGAUGUCGUUUUAUGCGGAAGAUGAAUGGCAUGGCAUUAUGGGUAGAAAGUUCCUUGGAGAUUAGAACUAAGUUCUAA
Thlaspi arvense is the source of this 243-nucleotide messenger RNA. The record is from the annotation of a GenBank genome assembly. NCBI's taxonomy places the organism in Eukaryota, Viridiplantae, Streptophyta, Magnoliopsida, Brassicales, Brassicaceae.